GAUCCUAGUUUGUUUUUAUAUCGAACCACUAUUUCUCAAGCUUUUCAUUGACGAGUCGGCUGAUUAGGGCCGCAAUUGCCAAAGAAAUUACCUCAGAGAAUACAUACAUGUAGUGGUCAUGACCCCUCAUGUUUCUUGAACAAGUCAUGCGUGUUGAAAACGCACGUGGGGUUUGUUUACAUUCUUGGCAUAGUUGUGUGCCAUUGUUGUGUUGUGACCAAGGUGCAAAAAGUGCGCAGUGGUGACUAGCCAUUAUCUAUUGUCAUUAUUGUCAGGUGUCACAAUGUGUUUACUCACGUGGCACACAGGAACAAUGGUUCGCGGGCCACUUUGCCAUAGAGCCCGACGCACGUGUGUCUGUUUACAUUUUGGCACAGCGACCCCACGUUAACCACAAAAGAUGACUCAAAGUUGGAAAGGGGUGUGAAGUAAAAUUUGUUUGAAUCAAUCAAGAUGUCUUCUUCCCGAGAUGAGAUGCAAAUCCAGGAACUUGAGGAGAUUAUCCUUGAAGUUCCUGAACAGGUUAUCGGUGUUUUUGAAGAUCUGAUCUUGGCCAAGCAGAUGAGGGCACAGGAGGGGACAAUCAAGCAACUCUGCACUAUUCAUGACAGAGUCAAAGCUGCGCUUGCUCAUUUUGGUGUCAACACCAACAUCCAUGCAACCCAAUCUGAGGUAAUUGAGGAAGAGAUGCGAAGGCGUCGACCUCCGGGAUUUCAAACUAAGGCCAGAAGAGAAGAGAUGCUACACAAGCAGAACAUCUUGGAUACUGUUCAUGAAUUCAUCCAGGUCUCCAUCCGACGAGAAACUCUCGUUGAUGAGGUUGGAGACUGGCUGUUUGAUGUGCAGACAACACUGCUUAGUUAG
Messenger RNA from Patiria miniata (bat star), 864 nucleotides. RefSeq lists its product as uncharacterized. Bases 454 to 864 code for a protein of 136 amino acids. NCBI's taxonomy places the organism in Eukaryota, Metazoa, Echinodermata, Asteroidea, Valvatida, Asterinidae. The record is from RefSeq and is a predicted model, not a curated record. The transcript has 7 exons.